AUCUGUCUACAUGUAUGGUAUGCGUGGACCACCCGUUCCCGACAAUCAUAUACAAACAUUACCGGAUAAUUGGUUUGACCAACGAGUCGAUCAUUUUAAUACAAGCGAUACCCGUACUUUCAAACAGACUGGUGGACCAGUGUUUCUAAUGUUGGACGGAGAAGCUGAGGGAACUGACUAUUUUGCAACAACGGGUGCAAUGGCCGAGUUUGCCUCAAGAUUUAACGCCAUAGCUGUCGAACUGGAACACCGAUACUAUGGCCAGUCGGUACCGACUGUGGAUCUGUCGGUCGAUAAUUUGCGAUACCUGACCGUCGAACAGGCCCUGAAAGAUACCGAUGAGUUUAUCGGGUAUUUGAAUGGAAAGUUAUCACUAACUAAUACAACUAAAUGGAUAACGUUUGGCGGAUCGUAUGCCGGAUCACUGGCCGCCUGGUUUCGUGAGAAAUAUCCCCAAUCGGUGGCCGGUUCGGUGGCCAGUAGUGCACCGGUUCAGGUACGGUACGAAUUCAAAGAGUAUUUAGGUGUCGAUAGCCAAUCGUUGGGUACUGAGUGUACCAAUCAGGUCAGAGAAGCAUUCAAACAAAUAGAGGAUCAGUUGAAAACAUCCCAAGGCUGCCAACUACUAACCAAACAGUUCAAUCUGUGUACACCAAUGAAUGGUACAGAUCUGGAUUCAGUACAUAAUCUUAAGUUCAACCUAAUUGUCCCGUUGGGUAUGGCCGCUCAAUACGAUGGACAGAUACCGUUAAGCGUCGGUAAAGUGUGCGCAAUGAUGAUGACCAAUGUGUCCAUCAAACAACCGGUUGAACGAUUGGCUAGUGUCCAGUCAGAGUAUCUGAGCGGUAAAUGUUUGGAUUAUGAUUGGAUAAAAUAUGUCAAUCAACUAAAAGAGACGUCCAAAACAGCACCGUUAGUCCGGGCGGGGACGUGCACUGAGUUAGCAUUUUUUAUAACCACUGGCCUCGAGGACAGUCCGUUUGGUCGGAACUCAGUUCCAGUUGAUUACUGGACCAAACAGUGUACCGAUGUUUUUGGCAAUGAGUUUACGCCGGAGUCAAUCAAGAAAGCAGUGGACAAGUUUAACGCCGGUUACGGCGGUUUCAAACCUAACGUCACAAAUGUUGUCUUUCCCAAUGGAUCGGUCGAUCCGUGGCAUGCGUUGAGUGUACUGAAUGAUCUGAACAAUAGUACCCGAGCUGUCUAUAUAAACGGUACAUCCCAUGGAUCGGAUAUGGUUCAAACAAAGCCAACUGAUCCACAGGUGCUGACCGAUGCCCGGCUGGCUAUUGAAAAACAGUUGCAUUUGUUUUUGCAAUGA
Molecule: messenger RNA, 1321 nt
Organism: Oppia nitens
Lineage: Eukaryota; Metazoa; Arthropoda; Arachnida; Sarcoptiformes; Oppiidae
Product: putative serine protease K12H4.7
Exons: 4
Coding region: 11-1321 (436 amino acids)
Biological process (GO): proteolysis
Molecular function (GO): serine-type exopeptidase activity; dipeptidyl-peptidase activity
Source: RefSeq, a predicted model, not a curated record